This is a messenger RNA of Colletotrichum costaricense, 5130 nucleotides long. Its product is annotated as SNF2 family domain-containing protein. The transcript is spliced from 5 exons. Bases 1 to 5130 code for a protein of 1709 amino acids. Gene Ontology annotation, cellular component: chromatin; nucleus. Gene Ontology annotation, molecular function: ATP-dependent chromatin remodeler activity; histone binding; chromatin binding. NCBI's taxonomy places the organism in Eukaryota, Fungi, Ascomycota, Sordariomycetes, Glomerellales, Glomerellaceae. The record is from RefSeq and is a predicted model, not a curated record. Gene Ontology annotation, biological process: chromatin remodeling.
AUGUCACUAGCGGGAUCCCCGAGUGAUGCCCUAUUUGGACUGGACAAUGCCGACUUUGAUCCCUCCCACGAGACCGAUCUUCGUGCCGAUGAGAACGAGGCUGAGAGAAAGGUUGCGGACGAGGACGAGGUUAUGCUUGACGACAGCUUGGCAGACGAAGAUACGGAAUUUGUGCCGGCAGAUGGCGUCUCGAUUCAAUUAGAGAGUUACAACGCCGCUGCCGAGCCCGCAACUGAGGAGAUCGCAAAAACACCGCCCAGAACCGACCUCGGCGUGGAUGAACACAUUCCUUCCAUUGAGGCUGAUGAUACACACGAAAACGAGACGGCAAUCACGAGCGAACGGGUCGAUGGCUUUGCAAGUAUCAAGCCAGAAGAUGGCAUAGAGGAGGCGGUAUCGAAAUUGCGCCCGUGGAACUUCGAGAUAAUCCUACCGCGCAUAUCACCGGAGGAACGCGCCCAGUACCUCUCAAUAAAGAGCGACGUUGUGGAUGAAGUUAUUGAAGAGGUACCUGGUGUCGAAGGCGAAUUGUGGUAUAGAGUGGAGUUCACAGACGGACGACAAGAUACUAUACCUUUCGACGAAUUACUCGCGUAUGAAAGAGGCCAAUUAGCUCUUAAAACAUAUCAGGGCAUCAUGGCUCCAGACACCAGCCACUGGCAAGACGAGUGGGAGGAUUCAAUUGCAGAAUCUGAUGCCAAUCUCGAUACUAUUGAGCUUGACGAAGAUGAAGUUCCCCGUCAAUCCAAACGUCUACGAAUCUCGACACAUCGCCGCACGCGCGAAGACUCCGAUUCCGACGAGGACGUUCGUUCCCGCCGUUCCAAACGCCAGCGUACGUCUACAAGACCGAGCACGAGACACAACUCGAAAGUGAUCUCAGAUGAUGGGGUCACGGACGAGGUUCCCGCGCGAGGUCGACAACUCAGAGAGCGGACUCAGAAACAGCUCAGAUUGACAAGCAUGGCCUUUGCCAGCAUGCCCUUAAGUCGGGACAAUGAUUUGGACGAGUUGUCUCAGGACCACCCUCGCCAACAAUCCGACGACGACGAUGACUUUCAGAUCAUCACAUCCGAUCUCUUGCCAAAGCCCUCCUCGGCCAGGCGCAAGAAGUCACGCCGCCUUAGGGUCAAGGCCAAAACCAUCGAGCAACCCAGAUCUCGUGGUUCCUCAAUUGAGUUUGAGGAUCGUCGCCGGUCUGGCAGAUCCACGAGGAACAAGGGCAGCAUGCUUGAUCUUGCAUUGAUGGAUGAGGAAUCAUUCUACGUUGAAGAUACAGCACCCGCCAGCGUUCCCAAGGUCAUGAACAUCAAGGAAGUCUUCAAGCCAAUUGACCAUGACGCACCCUUCAAUCAAUAUCACUCCGAUAUCUGCAUCACGUGCAACACUGGUCCUGCCGCCAACAAAGGUCCCCUGAUUGGCUGUCAAGGCUGCUCCGUAUCUUUUCACAAAAGUUGUAUCGGCUACAGAUCUGCCAGAGAACAUAUUGUCACCAAGGUCGGCGUGGACGAUUUUGUUCUACAGUGUAAGUUCUGUAUUGGCAUCUAUGCCAAGAAGGACAGGAACAGCCCAAGACAUAGCCGGUGUCAAGAAUGCAAACGUUCCGGGCGGUCAUGUGCGGCGUUUUCGCCCAAGAAAACCCCUAGACAAGAGGAGAAAAUUCGUCUUGACAAUGGUGGUGAAGACCCUGUCACGGCAGUGGCUCCAUCAUUGGUCAACAACGCCGAAAACCUCUUAUUCCGCUGUAUCAUGUGCAAGCGUGGAUGGCAUUUUGAGCAUUUGCCAUCGUCACAAACGGAUUCAGACGUGUCUGACAUUCGCCAGCAGCGACUUGCUGAAUACUCUGUCGACUGGAAGUGUGUCGACUGCGGCACGGUAUCCGACAAGAUACAGACCUUAGUUGCCUGGCGGCCCCUGGGUAAAGCCUCACUCGAAGAGGGGAAGACCUAUAGCGAUUUGAAUGAGGAUGAGAAAGAGUAUCUCAUCAAGUGGCAGGACAAGUCGUACUUCCAUUGCAGCUGGAUGCCUGGUGCAUGGCUCUUUCACAUUGCCGCGGGUGUGAUGCGCAACUCCUUUGCGAAGAAGGAUGCGGAUCAGAACUUGGCCCUGAAAUUUACCGAAGCCGAGGCAAUCCCCCAAGAUGCCCUCAUGGCCGAUGUCAUCUUCGAGGCCAAGGUGAAAGGAGAAAAAGCAAGGACGCUGGAAGAUGAGAUGGAGCGUAUUGAGAGCGUCGAUAAGAUCUUCGUGAAAUUCCAAGGUCUUGGCUACGACGAAACGGUAUGGGAUUCGCCGCCAAAGUCAGAUGCCGGCGAGGUUUACACAGCAUUCAAAGCCGCAUACUACGAAUACCUCACUGGCAAGUACUUCACCAGCUCCACGAAUGCCAAAAUGAAAGAGCGCGUCAACAAGUGGAAGGACAAGGAAUUUGUCAAGUUGGCCCAGCAGCCCCCUGGUCUGCGCCGCGGCAAGCUUAUGGAAUACCAAAUUGAGGGCGUCAACUGGAUGCUAUGGAACUAUCACAGCGAAAAGAACGCCAUUCUUGCCGAUGAGAUGGGACUGGGCAAAACGGUACAGGUCGUCGGCUUGAUCUCGACCCUGGUCCACGGCGACCCAAAGUGUUGGCCUUUCCUUGUUGUCGUUCCGAACUCAACCUGUCCAAAUUGGCGUCGCGAAAUCAAACAAUGGGCUCCAGACCUCCGAGUAGUCACUUACCAUGGUGGCAAGCAAGCGCAAGAGUUGGCGUACAAAUACGAGCUCUUUCCGCGCGGCUCCCAAGAGAUCAAGGCCCACGUUGUUGUCAUGUCAUAUGACUCUGCGCAAGACGAUCGCACGAAACAUCUCUUCCGUUCAGUUCAAUGGGCUGGCCUGGUAGUUGACGAGGGACAGCGAUUAAAGAAUGACAAGAGUCUCUUGUACACGGCUCUGCGUUCCAUGCGGUUCCCCUUCCGACUCCUUCUCACGGGCACGCCGCUGCAGAAUAACAAGCGGGAGCUUUUCAACUUGCUUCAAUUCAUCGACCCAACCCAGAAUGCUGCGAAACUCGACGAAGAAUUCCAGGAGCUCAAUGCGCAGAACCUCCCUGAACUGCACGGUCGGAUCAAACAAUACUUUCUGCGGAGGACCAAAGCUCAGGUUCUCAAGUUCUUGCCUCCCAUGGCUCAAAUCAUCGUUCCCGUCUCUAUGUCGAUCCUACAAGAGAAGCUCUGCAAGUCAAUCAUCGCCAAGAGUCCCGAUCUGAUCAAGGCAAUCUUCGCAGACGACAAGGUCAACAAGAAAGACCGUGGCAGUCUGAACAAUAUUCUCAUGCAGCUACGGAAAUGUCUCUGUCAUCCGUUCAUGUACAGCGAAGCAGUCGAAGAGCGAACAGUUGACCAAGUCCAGCUACACGAGAAUCUAGUGUCGGCGUCAGGGAAGCUGAUGCUUCUCAACAUCAUGUUGCCGAAGCUGAAAGAAAGAGGACACAGGGUUCUCAUCUUCAGCCAGUUCUUGAACCAAUUGGACAUCAUUGAAGAUUUCCUGAACGGUCUCGGCUUCCAAUACCGACGACUUGACGGCAGUCUCAGCAGUCGGGAAAAGCAGAAAUAUAUCGAUGACUACAACGAACCUAACUCUCCAGUCUUUGCAUUCCUUCUCUCCACAAGAGCUGGAGGCGUGGGUAUCAAUCUCGCAACUGCUGACACUGUCAUCAUCUUGGAUCCUGAUUUCAACCCCCAUCAAGACAUCCAGGCUAUUUCGCGUGCUCAUCGCAUUGGUCAGAAGCAUAAGGUGUUGUGCUUUCAACUCAUGACCAAGAAUUCAGCAGAGGAAAAGAUCAUGCAAAUUGGCCGCAAGAAGAUGGCUCUCGACCAUGUUCUGAUCGAAGCAAUGGACGAUGUGGGAGAGUCUGAAGACCUAGAGUCGAUCUUGAAAUUCGGUGCCUCAGCAUUGUUCAGCGAUGAUCAGAGCGAAAAGGACAUCGUCCGGUACGAUGAUGCUAGCGUUGACAAGCUCCUUGACCGGUCGACUAUUGAGCAGACAAAGACUGGCGCCGACGAUUCCGCUGAGUCGCAAUUCUCCUUCGCCCGUGUAUGGGCCAAUGACAAGGACGGAUUCGAAGACCAUCUUGCUGAAGAAAACGAGCCCACAGUCAAUCCUAACGUAUGGGAGGAGAUCUUGGCAGAGCGAGAAGCAGAAGCCAAACGCGUGGCCGAGCUAAACAAGGAAGUUCUUGGUCGAGGUGGUCGACGCCGCCAGGCAAUCAGCUACAAGAAUAACGGCGGUACCGGCGUGGUCACUGACCUCCCCAUCAACAGCGACAGCUCCGAUAAUGACGGAGAUUUUGUCGGUGGAGAUGAGGAGGAGGAUCCUGAUACUGACAUGGAAAAUAGGGAUGACAGUUCCAAAGAAGAGGCGACAGCGCAAGAUAUCCAAAACCGACAUCGUGCAAUACAAAAGGUUCAAAACGGUAACUCCACGCAAACCAAGACAGACACCUCAAAAACGAACCCCCAACGCAUCGCGACAGGCCAAGGCGCCCUCCACAAGUGGAAAAUCAAUCCGGACUGGCCUGGAUCAGGUCCAAACCCCAUCCACGGAGCAAUCCAACGAAACGGACGACCCAAUCACGUCUACCCCGUCUACCCACCUCCUCAGCCCAACCUUAACCCCAUCUAUCACCAGCCCGGAGCCGAGCUCUACCCACAACCCCCUCCCGCACCAGGAAGCCGUCCCGGUCGACCGAUGAAGCCUGACAUGGCCUGGCUUGACCACUUGACAGCAGCCCGAACGGUUACUGGCGGUGAGUUGCCUCCAACUCAGCAGGCUGCUCAUGGGUUCUACCAGCAACAACAGUCUGCUCCUGUCAUACGUCAAGCAGCGUCUGGCAACCCUAUUGUGCCAUCUGCGUCAGGCAAGGCACGUAGACCGUCGUUCGGUUUGUCCCAGAUGCACCCUAAUGCAUCUUCUUGUGCGGAUUGCGGCUUUCGGCAUUAUUCGACCAAUUGCCCAGCCCCGACUUCAGAAGUCCAAUUACGUCUGGCUCUCGAUCACUUGAAGCGUUGGCCAUCGACUUCCAGGAACCCUGCCGCAGAACGAAAACUAAUAGAGAAGCUACACUUGGUAGCUACGACGAAUGAUCGUCGAAAGAAAUGA